AUGUCUAUAUCACCACCACCAUUUAGUCCACCACGAUUUACAUCAAGUGAAGAAGAUAAUAAUGAUAAUGCAAAUAAUGAUGAUGAUGAAUAUAUUGAUUCAGCUCGUACAUUAAUAUCAUCAUUUGAUUUAUAUAAAAAUGCUAUUGAUCGUUUACGUUCCUCAGUUACAUCUCAAUCAAUUGAACAACAAAAAAAUUCACUUGAACAUUUUAAACCAUUAUCAACACGAACUAAUGCUUGGUUAUAUAUGCGUAUACAUGAUGAUUUAUUUAGUAUAUUAUUAGAUUAUUUAUUAAUUGAAAAUUUAUCUAUUCAAUCAACAGUUCUCAGUAUAUUUGCUAAUAUCGCGUGUGAGCAAGCAUCACAUGAACAGAUAUUCGAAACUAAUCUAAUCGAUAUAGUUUGUCGUAAAGUCGUCGAUAUUAGUCAAAUAGAUAUAACAAAUCGAUGUUUUCGAUUGUUGGGCAAUAUAUGUACUGUUGAAGAUGCUGCACGAAAAAUGAUCGAAGCUGAUUUAACACGAUCUAUGGGAAAUGUAUUACGAAUUUGUACAGAUGCUGCAUGUUUACAUUCAACAAUUCGAUGCUCAAGAAAAUUAAGUACAUAUGCAUUUUGUCGAGAUCGAAUGCUUGAUUCCAUGUGUUUAUUAUCCAUAUGUAAACAGUUAUUUGCUGAAAAAGUUGCUUUACGUAAAGAAGCAAUGAAAGCUGUCUUAGAAUGGGAUAUUGAUAGCUCAGAUAGAAGCCGUUCACAAUUACGUGAAGGUGAAAUAUUUCGUUUUUUAAUAACAACAAUGGAAGGCAAAUCUGAUAAAGAAUAUCGUCAUAUAGCAUUUCGUCUUCUUAAUAAUUUAUUACGUUAUAGUGAUAUGCGUACUGAAUUUGGUUUGCGUAAUGGUUUAGAUUUCUUAUUAAAUAUGAUUCAUAAUCAUCAAUAUCAAUCAACAUAUGAACAUUUAAAAUGUAUUGGUUUAUUUUGUGUUUGUUGUCAAGAAACUCAUAAUCGUCGUUUAAUUAAAGAUGAUAUGAAUAAAUUAGAAAUCUUUUUUAAUUAUUUAGAAAAAUAUCAAUAUCGUUCAAAUUUUUUGGAUCUUUUAUUAACAGCUAUUGGUCAAUUUAUAUAUGAUGAACAAUCAUUAAUUAUAUUUCUUAAACAAAUGCAAUUUAUUGAACGAAUGUGUGAUUUAUUAGAAUCAGUUGUUAUGACUAAAUAUGAAAAUAAUGAAAAGCGAUCAUUAGGAGACGAUGAAGAAAAUUCAAGAAAAAGACGAAAAACAAAACAUACGACUGACACUCAACAACAACAACGGAUGCCUGUAACGAUAGAGUUUAAUGAAACUUUGUUUACUGAAUUUGUUGAAAAUACUCAUCUGGAUGAUGAACGUCAUACAUCAUCAUCAACAUCAGGUCAAAUUGCUUCAACAAAUACAAAUAUAGAAAUUCGUCGUCGUACUGAAGCAUUAAUAUUUACAUUAUUAUCGAAAUUAUCUUAUGAAACAACUGAUAAAACUUUAAGACGAUUUUUAUAUAAUCGUCGUCUUGUUUCAUUACUUCUUCGUUAUAUUUGUUUAUGUGAUGAACCAAAUCCACGUGCUGUAAGAAUUAUUUAUCGUUUAACAAAAAUGAUUGAUUAUACUGAAUAUUUAAUUGAUCUUGGUUUACCACAUUUAAUCGAAUUAAAUUUUCAUUCAAAUAUUUAUUCACAUGAUUAUAAUUAUGAUAUAAAUACUGAUGAUCAAUAUUUAUUAAAUAUUCUUCUUAAUGAUAAUCGAGCUUUUUUUCAACGUUUAUCAUGGACAAAUGAAGAAAAUCGUUUAAAAACUAUUAAAUAUACAUUAGUAAAAAAUAUUGAAAAUCAUAUUAAUACACCAUAUGCAAUUAAUGAAAUAAUACGACGAUUAAAUGAUACAAAUAUUGAUGAAAAAUUUCAUUUUAUGUUAACUUUAAUUGCAACAUUGAAAGAACAUCAUUUGAUGUCAAUUCUAUUUCAACAGAGUUCAGGUUAUAAUUAUUUAAUUGAUCAAUCAAAUGAUGAACGUGUUUGUUUUUGGGCUUUUCGUACACUUGUUCAUCGAUGUAUUUCAUCAACUAAUCGCACAUAUAUCAAUGAAUUUCUCAAUGAAUUACAAAUACAUUCUCAAACUCCAACAAUAACACAAACAAGAAAUAUUGAAUUGAAUAUUAAUAACAAACAAUUGAUUACUGUUAACACUCAUCUAUUAUGUUUGCAUUCCGAUUAUUUUAAAACAUUAUUCAAUGGUUCUUUUUCUGAACGUAAUCGAACAAUUAUUCCAAUUCAUUUACCUGAAACAAUACCUAUUGAAUCAUUCGUACAUUUAAUUAAUUUAUUAACAAAUAAUAAUGAAGUAAUACAAUUAAAUCGUACAAUAGACUUAUUUCAUUUAAGUGAUAAAUAUCUACUUGAUUAUUUACCAUAUCGAUUAGUUCAUUAUAUUCUUGAACAAUUCAUAAAUGGAAUAACAACUGAUAUAAUUGAUAUUGAAUCAAAACCAAAAUUAGUUUCAUCUCUUAUUCAAGCAUGUUUUUCUCAUUUAUUAACAAGUAAUACAAAUAUUUCAAGUGAAAUAUUUUCAAAAUUACUAGUAAAUUAUCCAGAUGAACUUCGGACAUUAAUUAUUUCAUUUUUAAAACAUAAAUGUUGGUUUCACGAUGAAUAUUCGCCUUUUUUAUCGUGA
Molecule: messenger RNA, 2697 nt
Organism: Rotaria sp. Silwood2
Lineage: Eukaryota; Metazoa; Rotifera; Eurotatoria; Philodinida; Philodinidae
Source: the annotation of a GenBank genome assembly